AUGACGGUUUUGGUGCCCAAGACUUCUAUUCCUGUUCCAGACCGAUUAAGCACAGAUGAUGACACGAAUUUAUGUACAGAAUAUAUAAACGCAACAUUGUGCUCCACAGAAACUGAUGACAAUCGUUUUGAUGGCCGUUGUAUCGGUCAAUUCGAUAGUCGAAAUUGGCUAUCUAUUUCUCAAAAUAUGUUAAAUUACACGAUCCAACCAAGUCAAAAUAAACUUUAUGCAAUUACUUUUACAUUUUAUCAAACUCCAAACGAUACGGGAUAUAAUGCUAGCUCUGAUACCGGAAUGAAAGUCAAAGCUGUGGAAUCCACAUUUAACCCAAUGAGAAUUAAUGAUAACUUAAAAUAUCUUAUGAACCUAAUUGACAAAUUUUAUUAUGAAAGAUUGUUAAAUUUAAAUCUUCAUGUUCUAGCCUAUCAACAGGUUAAUCAAAUGUAUAUCACCAGGAAACAAAGAUACUAUCGAAUACCAAGUUUUCUAAAUGUCAUUGGAAUUCCUCCAAAUUACUUUAAAGCUCCUUUCAUUGAUUCUACCUUUGAAUCGGUCAAAAUUCCAUCCGUUCAAUUUAAUAAUGUAAACGUUACAUCAGAUUUAUUAAAUCUUGGUAAUAUUUAUAGUGUUUUGUUGGUUGGAACUAAUAAUUGGAUGGAAGAGAUUCAGACUGAGGCCAGCUCUGUUAACCUUUUAAAUGCUCUUGCAUUAUUGGCCGCAUUUUAUGGUUUGCUAAUGGGAAUCUAUGUCUGCCUCUUUGGUUUCACUGCCGUGACUCCCUGGGGAAUCUGUCAACGAACUUGUUGUAGACGUCGUGCAAAAGAUAAACUAAGUCUUUACUUUGCUCCAGAUGGCAUCCCAUUAAUUUCUCAAAACAAAAUCAGAAAAACAAUCCCUGAAAGAUUAGAUGCUAUGGAAAAUUUCAUCAAAUUAUUCAUGUUAAAUGUUACUGAUUUUGAGGAUCCUGAUUCAAAAUCUACCAUCCCCAAAACUAAUGUCAGUAGUAAUCUCACUUAUUUAGGUGGUGGUAUUCGUGAUGAUGAGAAACCUUUUCGAAAAGGUGUUAUUUCAUUUAUUUCUGAAUCUUCAACGUUAAUUGACGCGAUGCCUGAUGGUGAUCAAACAAUCAAUAAUGUAAAACCAUCUGAUAGUAUAACAAUACCUCAAGUAAUGAUUCCUCAAAAUAGUCUUUCCACUGUUUCAUUACCAACUAUUAAAGAAGAAGUUAUAUCUGAACUACCACAAGUAACAAUAAUACAAGAAAAAAUUCAAAAUGAUUCUGAUCUACCACAAUUAACAAUAAUACAAGAAAACAAACAAAGUGAUAGUGAUGUUUCUUCAACUCAUAGUAUAACAACUAUUGAGCUUGAUAGGCAAAGUAAAAUAAGUGUCGAACGAAAGACUAUUCAUAGUAUUAUUGAAGAAGAAAUCUAUGUGGAUGAAGAUGGAAUUCCUAUAGAUGUUAAUGCUUUGAAUUCUGAUUCAAAGACUAUUCAAAGUAUAAUUGAGGAAGAAAUAAUUGUAGAUGAAAAUGGAAAUCCUAUAGAUGUUAAUAUUUUGAAUACCAAUCAAUCCACUUUUCCUGGAAGUGGUGCGUUACUGGUUCCAAGUGAAAGAAAACGAAGGGCAAGUGUCGUAUCAACAAAAAGCGUUGUAUCAACAAAAAGUUUUGUAUCAACAAAGACUGUUGUAAGUCAAAUAAGUCAGAUUAUAUAUCAAGAUGAGGGUGGUAUAAUUGAACAUUCUGGGGAAUUGGGUAAUAUUACUGAAUAUUCAGGGGAACUGGGUAAUGUAACUGAAAUUGUUGAAACCGAAGUUGUUGAAACAGAUAUUAUUGAAACUGAAACUGAGGUUGUCGAACCUGAAAUCGAUCAAGUGGAAUAG
Messenger RNA from Cetraspora pellucida, 1884 nucleotides. The record is from the annotation of a GenBank genome assembly. NCBI's taxonomy places the organism in Eukaryota, Fungi, Glomeromycota, Glomeromycetes, Diversisporales, Gigasporaceae.